AUGCGCAUCGACCCCGCCCGAGCAAAAGUGCUCGUCGAGAACAUCUCCCAAGUGAUCCAACGCAUCGAUGCAGUGAGAGGGAGUCGCCAAGUCCGUCUAAUCGCCGUCUCCAAACUAAAACCCGCCUCCGACAUCCUCUCCCUCCACCAACCACCACCAUCCUCUUCCACUCCCACCCUCCCCUCGCAACCCAUAACCCACUUCGGCGAAAACUACUCCCAAGAACUCCAAACCAAAGCCUCCCUCCUCCCCCGCUCAAUAAACUGGCACAUGAUCGGCGCCCUCCAAACCAACAAAUGCACCCCGCUCGCGUCCUCCGUCCCCAAUCUCUUCUGCGUCAGUUCCGUCGACACCUUCAAGAAAGCCGACGCAUUGGAAAAAGGACGAGCGACAUGCGUUGAACGGGAGAAAAUCCCACUCGGGGAUAAAGACUCGCAGGAGGGGAAAUUGCGAGUCCUCGUACAAGUCAACACCUCCGGCGAAGACUCCAAGUCCGGCGUCUCACCCGGCACGGAGGCGGUGAGUCUUUGUCGACAUGUGAGGGAGAAGUGUCCACAUCUCCACCUCGCGGGUCUGAUGACGAUCGGAGCGAUUGCGAGGUCGCAAGAGGCCGCGACGGAGGAAGGGAGGAAUGAGGAUUUCAACAAAUUGAGGGAGGUGAGGGAUGAGGUUGCGAAGGAAUUGGGUGUAAGGGAGGAGGAGUUGGAGUUGAGUAUGGGGAUGAGUGCGGAUUUUGAGGCGGCGGUGAAGCAGGGGAGUGAUGAGGUGAGGGUCGGGACGGGGAUUUUUGGGGAGAGGCCGAAGAGGAGUGAGGCUGUUAUUGAGGGGUGA
Molecule: messenger RNA, 831 nt
Organism: Zymoseptoria tritici IPO323
Lineage: Eukaryota; Fungi; Ascomycota; Dothideomycetes; Mycosphaerellales; Mycosphaerellaceae
Exons: 2
Coding region: 1-831 (276 amino acids)
Cellular component (GO): intracellular anatomical structure
Molecular function (GO): pyridoxal phosphate binding
Source: RefSeq, a predicted model, not a curated record